AUGAAGUGCCGAAUAAAGUUUUGCGCAUCAUUAAUCCUGCUAGUGUUCUUAGCAGGGUUUCAAAGUGCCUCGGGACAGUGUACAAAUGAUCCAUACAGAUCUUUUGAUGGGACCUGUAACAACCUUCUGAAUCCUUCCUGGGGUGCAGCAAACACACCGUUUGUUCGGAUAUUAAACCCUAAGUAUGGGGAUGGAAAAUCUAGUCCAUCACUAGCAAAAGAUGGCAGUCAAUUACCCAAUGCCAGGCUACUUUCGGUUGAAGUGUUCAAGGAAGGUGUACAAAAUAGUCCCGAAUUUUCGCUAGUGAAUAUGCAAUUCGGACAAAUUGUCGCCCACGAUAUGGCAUUAACGCGUGGAGUUCGAGAUCCAGUGACUUGUUGCGCUAAUGGUCGAUUGCAGCCCAACCGGGGGGCAAGAUGUUUCGCCAUUCCCGUUUCAUCCGACGAUGUAAUGUUUACUUCUCGUGGAAUUGAUUGCCUGAAUAUGAUACGCACAUUGAAUACUUGUGACUUAAAUCCAACCAACUGCACUCAAGCUGAACAGCUGAACCUCGUCACUUCGUUCUUGGAUCUAUCGGUAGUGUACGGAAACUCUCUUGAAGAGAGCACGCUGUUACGCGAACCGAACACAGGUUUGAUGAAGGUUGAGCAGCGCGUCGGACAGGAUUGGCCGCCAAGACAUCCGAAUCCAAGCACCAGCUGUAGCUUAAGGACACCGGCAGAGGCCUGCUAUCUCACCGGUGACGCUCGUGCAAACCAAAGCCCACAUUUGGCAAUGCUCCAAACUACGUUUGUGCGAGAACACAAUCGUAUCGCGCAGCGGCUUUUAGUGUUAAACCCCACCUGGACAUCUGAGCGUGUAUUUCAGGAAGCUCGUCGCAUAAACAUAGCGCAAUAUCAAGACAUAGUGUACACGGAAUGGCUUCCGAAUUUUCUCGGUCGAAGCUAUAUGCUCGAGCGGAAACUGAUAUAUCAAAAUACGAGUGCAGUCAAUGACUAUGAUGCCACGUUUAUUCCAAUGGUGAUCAACUCACAUACGACAGCAGCCUUCCGCUUUUUCCAUUCAUCCAUUCAGGGCACGCUUAAGUUGCACGAGGAAAGUCGACAAUCGCUUAGUAGCAUUGACAUCAACGAUCACACCAACAAUCCGACGAUACUGGAACAAACAUCUAGUCGCUUCGCAGAUUUAUUGCGUGGUAUGACUACGCAGCCAAUGGGACAAAACGAUAUUAGUCUUGACCCGGCCACCAAACAUUUCCUGUUCCGGUUCAAUAACAUGUUCGGCACGGAUUUGAAAGCGUUGGACAUUCAACGUGCUCGUGACCAUGGUCUCCCAGGAUAUAAUGAUUUCGCAUUCUUGUGUUUGAAUCAACGCGCUACAACGUGGUCGGACCUUAACCAAGUAUUGAUCCCAGAAGCGAUAAAUCUUCUCAGCGUUUAUUACAAAUCGGUAGACGAUCUGGACCUGUCCGUUGGAUUGGCAUUUGAAAAAAAGAUAGAUGGCACACAAACGGGAAUGGUUAUGCGAUGUAUCCUAAAUGAGCAGUUUAAACGCACCCGUAAGGGUGACAGAUAUUUCUACGAAAACGGACUGCGAUUCACUGCUAAACAACUGACGGAAAUUCGUAAAUCAAAUAUGGCCAAAAUUUUGUGUGAUACAUCCGUAAACGUUGAUCAAAUGCAACCGGCGGCGUUCCUGCUUCCUUCUAGCACUAAUCAACUGGUACCAUGUAGUACAUUGCCCACUCCGAAUCUUAGAGAGUUUUAAGAGUUGAUGAGAAGAUUAUAUGAGCAUGUCGAUGAUUUCACAAUAAAUGUGUAGAUAAAUGUUUAUCCAAAUAAAAUUAUAGAAUCCCCUUAAUGCAGGUAUUGAAAAGAAAACAU
Messenger RNA from Anopheles nili, 1883 nucleotides. RefSeq names its product peroxidase-like. Gene Ontology annotation, biological process: response to oxidative stress. The transcript has 4 exons. The record is from RefSeq and is a predicted model, not a curated record. Lineage: Eukaryota; Metazoa; Arthropoda; Insecta; Diptera; Culicidae. Gene Ontology annotation, molecular function: heme binding; peroxidase activity. Bases 1 to 1767 code for a protein of 588 amino acids.